GUGUAGAACAUAACAUAUUGUACAUCGGCGUCUGGUGUGUGUGUGUGUCUCAAUGAUUCCGUUGGUGUUAACGUUGUAAGACUGACCACGUACACAGACUGCCCGUCCACUAUACAUAUAUAAACCAUUUAACCUGGGCUAUCAAACCGUCUCUCGUUCACCUGUGGAUAUUGCCCAAAUAAACGCCAACAGGUACACAUAUUUCGAAUAUAUUUGUACAAUUCUUUGUACGUGUGCUAUCAGUACUGAAGAAAACAGACGACAGACUGGAGGUCAGUAUGGCGGACAAGAAAACCACUGUAGCUGUAUGCAUGGACGGGAGUAAACAUUCCGACUACGCCCUAGAAUACUAUAUGGAAAAAAUCCAUCGGCCGGAAAAUGAGGUUCAUAUCAUCCACUGCGGUAACUACAAAGCGAUGGAAAGUUUGUCUAUGUCCAUGGCUCCAGCCGAACCUGGACUUUUACAGUCCGUCAUAGACGAAGAGGAAAAGCGAAUCCAUGAAACUAUGGAGCAUAUCAAACAGAAACUCCAUGACUGGCAUCUGAAUGCCGUUAUCUCAAGAAUCCAUGGAGAUCCCGCGCACGUGUUGUUACACAAGUGUAACGAUAUUGGUGCAAAAAUGAUUGUUAUUGGAUCACGUGGGCAGGGGAAGAUCCGACGGACAUUUCUGGGCAGUGUCAGUGACUACAUCGUUCACCACGCACACGUACCGGUCGUUGUGUGUAAACACGAAAGUCAUUUCCAUCCUCAUCAUGGACACACAAACCAUUAACAAAAUUGAUAUUUGGUUAUUGACGCAAGUGGUGCAUUUUCGGGGUAUUCUAUGACUUUGUAAAUAUUGUAUAUCUGUGUUUAAUCAUGACUUUAUACCUGACCAAAUUGUAAACUACUGGUGAUGUAACAACUAAUAUUAUGUAUCAGCGAAAUGUUAAUUACCAGACCUACACCAUUUGCAAUUUUCAAAAGCAGUAUUCUGAAACGCAUUUAGCGCUGCUAUAAUUUUGCGCAAUGUUUUUGGAAUGGAACGCGCAUAAAAGAUUACCGCUAAAUUAUGUACUUUUACAGAAUUACAUAAGUGUAGCAUUAUUUAAAGUGACCACUUGUGACGUCAUAUUUUAUAGGACAUUGUUUUGUUUAAUCUUAUUAGGAACCCUGAAUAAAUGGUCGACAUAUGUGAACUGUAAACAUCUCGUCAUACAUUAUUGGUGCAAUAAAUGAUAUUUUAGGCACGUCGUAUGUGAUAUAAUGAUAUGAAAAUAGAUUAACCAAAAUCACCAUUCCUUAUUUGGUAUUUAUCGACAGUUUAUUUUUAAAUGCUACAUGUAUCUUGAUAUGGGUAAUUUGCCAUUAUGCUGUGGGUUGUUAGCUAAGAUGGUAUGGCGAAAUGGCUGCUUUGUUAUGGUAUGGUGUUUUGCAAGCAAUGUAAAAGAUAUUUUGUACGGUGUCUUUUUCGUUAAAAAUGUUAUUAAAUAAAGUUGUUGGGACAAAAACAA
This is a messenger RNA of Pecten maximus, 1494 nucleotides long. RefSeq names its product universal stress protein YxiE-like. Bases 279 to 773 code for a protein of 164 amino acids. The transcript has 4 exons. Lineage: Eukaryota; Metazoa; Mollusca; Bivalvia; Pectinida; Pectinidae. The record is from RefSeq and is a predicted model, not a curated record.